Purpureocillium takamizusanense is the source of this 2947-nucleotide messenger RNA. RefSeq names its product SNARE-binding exocyst subunit S6 (gene SEC6). Gene Ontology annotation, biological process: exocytosis; exocyst localization. Bases 244 to 2556 code for a protein of 770 amino acids. The transcript has a single exon. Gene Ontology annotation, molecular function: SNARE binding. The record is from RefSeq and is a predicted model, not a curated record. Lineage: Eukaryota; Fungi; Ascomycota; Sordariomycetes; Hypocreales; Ophiocordycipitaceae. Gene Ontology annotation, cellular component: exocyst.
CCCGCCCGCCUCGCUCCCUGACCUUCCAAUCCCCGACUCAAGCACGACCACCACCCAGCUGUGAAGCAUUCAACCGCCGCCGUCGAGACCGCACACCUACCCAUCACGCACACACGCCGACGACAAUCGCUGCGCUCUGCACCGAUUCGCACCGACCCUACGCCAUGGUAUGAUCGGCGCAGCAGCGCCUAGCAGCCCGCCUCAUUCUCCGCCGCUGCCACCGUCGUCGUCGCCGCCAACAUCAUGGACGACGCACCCGCGCCCAAGCUGUCGGAGCUGCUGCGGCACCCCGACGACCUCGACAAGAUCCCCGCGCUCAAGCUCGAGUUCACGCGGAAAAAGGGCGCCGUCGACGGCCAGCUGCGCAAUGGCCUGCGGGAGCAGCUCGAGACAACGCAGUCGGGCAUGACGGGCCUGAGCGACGGCCAGAAGACGGUGCAGAUGAUCAAGGAUGAGAUGAUGAGCAUCGACAGGCUGUGCUCCGAGUCGCAGACCAUGAUCAAGGACUUUGCCAGCAUCAACCUGGUGUCGCAGGCGCACCGCAACUUUGGCGCCGUCGAGGCCAUGCGCCGCAACCUCGAGACCUUCAACGAGCGCCUGACCGUCGUCGAGGGCAUGCUGCGCCAGGACGACGACGACCGGGAAAACAUGCCCAACCUGCUGCCCUGCCACUACGAGCUGACGCAGCUGCGCAACAUCCGCGACGACGCCAUGGAGCAGAUCCAGCGGGCCGACGACCCCAGCCUCGAGUCCACCCUCGAGGACUACUUUGCCCGCCUCGACGACACCAUCGACUGGUUCGACGAGCACGUCGGCAUCCUCGCCAUGAACCUCAUCAACCUCGUCGUCAACGACAACAACGGCCUCGUCGUGCGCUUCGCCGUCGUCAUGGAGGCCGAGGAGCGCAGCGACCAGCGCGUCGCCGCUCUGCAGGAGGCCCUCAAGGACCACGAGGAGAUGGCGGUCCGCUUCCAGAGCAUCACCGACGGCGCCAAGAAGGUCCGCGGCUACAAGGACAAGUUCCUCCAGGCCAUCCGGCUCAGCGCCGAGCAGCAGUUCGACCAGGCCCGCGACGAGUUCCUCGACGACGCCACCCAGCUCGAGAAGAUCAUGAAGUGGUACUUCAACGACCUCAACGCCGUCAAGAUCGGCAUGACGCCCCUCAUGCCCAAGAAGUGGCGCAUCGCGAAGACGUACGCCGACACCUACCACCAGCUCAUGCAUGACUUUCUCGUCGGCAUCGUCGAGGACCCCCAGGGCAGCUCGGCCCACACGCUCGAGAUUGUGAGCUUCCCCGAAAAGUACUACAAGAAGAUGGCCAAGCUGGGCUUCCGCCAGGAGGACCUGACGCCGCACGUCAUCGACAACCGCGAGGCCGAGCUAGUGCGCGACUUCCGCCAGCUCAUCAUCAAGUUCCUCGACGAGUGGAUCGACCGCAUCUUCGACCAGGAGAAGCGCGACUUUGCCGACCGCAACGUCGAGGGCUCCAACCUCGACCAGGACGAGUACGGCUACUUCCGCACCAAGAACCUGGUGGCCCUGUGGCGCAUGUUGCGCGAGCAGGUCGAGGCUGGCGCCGGCUCCAAGCGCACCGACGUGGUCGAGGGCGUCGUCGACGCCAUGUUCCUGCGCCUGCGCGCCCGCCAGCAGGCCUGGCAGCGCCUCCUCGAGGACGAGGCCCUGCGCUACGAGUCGUUGUCGGCCGGCAAGAUGGCGGCUGUGGCGGCGGCGGCGGCGGGGACGGGGACGGGGACCUCGGACGGCCUCGACGGCUUCCAGGCGCUUCAGGACUGGCUCGUCGCCACGGCCAACGACCAGAUCGCCUGCAUCGACGACAACGAGGAGGAGAACCGCCUCGGCUACCUGUCGAGCUUCCGCCAGAUGCUCGAGCCGCACGUCUCGCCGCCGUACCUCGAGCGCGCCGACCACGAGGUGGCGGCGCUGCGCGACGGCUACGUCGACUUCAGCACCUGGUGCAUCACAAAGUUCGCGCAGCUCGUCUUCGCCGUCGACUUCAAGACGGUCAUGCCCGACUUCUUCACGCCGCGCUGGUACCCCAACACGGCCAUGAAGCAGAUGGUGGUGACGUUUGAGGAGUACGUCAACGACUACCGCCAGGUGCUGCACCACUCCCUCGUCGACAUCUUCACCGAGAUCUUCGCCGACGAGCUGCUCGUCCACUACCUCUCGGCCGUGCGCAACAAGGGCGCCCGCUUCCGCCGCGCAGACCCCUUCCGCGACAAGCUCUUCAACGACAUCUCCACCGCCUUUGAGCUCUUCAACAACCUCCCCAACCCCGACGUCGGCCAGGCCAUCAAGCAGACCUGGCGCGCCACCGAGCCCUUCCUCCGCCUCCUCUCCGCCGACAAGGACGCCGUCCCCGACGAGUUCGCCGCCUUCAAGUCCCAGUACUGGGACCUGCAGAUCAGCUGGGUCGAGGCCGUCCUGCGCGCCAGGGACGACUUUGACAGGGCCAUGCUCAACGCCGUCAAGGCCAGGGCCGCCCAGAUGGACGUGACGAGGGGGCCCGAGACCAUCAUGAGCAAGGUGAAAUGAAUGUAACGAAAGCCCCAUCCCCAAAUGAGGGAGCUCAGGCGGACUUUUGCGGACGGCGCAGCCAGACGAUGGGCGUCUUCUAUUCCAUCACGCUCGCCCCCUCACCGCCCUUGAUAUAUCCGUCGACAUGGUGUAUCUGUUAUUGGGCUGCCCGCAUCAAGGAUACCAACGAUUUGUUUGUUUUUUCAACCGCGAGGGGGGGAUCCCAGGUAGUAGUAGUCGUACGCAUGCUCACAGAGAGAAAUGUACGUUCUGAAGAGACGGUUUGGCCCCCCGAUAGAUAGAGAGUGUGCGUGAGUACUUCGCAGUAGUAGCGACUUGAGCAAUAGUAUCAUUGGAAGAGAAACCACUCCCCCACCGUCUCAAUCGUCUCUGUCUGCCUGUAUGCCUA